Molecule: messenger RNA, 2208 nt
Organism: Cornus florida
Lineage: Eukaryota; Viridiplantae; Streptophyta; Magnoliopsida; Cornales; Cornaceae
Exons: 3
Coding region: 1-2208 (735 amino acids)
Molecular function (GO): nucleic acid binding; RNA-DNA hybrid ribonuclease activity
Source: RefSeq, a predicted model, not a curated record
AUGUCACUGAUAAAAAAGAGGAGAAGCCGCAAUACCAUUUCCGGGGUUUUUGAUGCUGGGAAUCACUGGGUGGUUGAGGAAAAUGCAGUACAGUCGGUUUUUCUGAGUUAUUUUCAAGAUUUGUUUCAGUCUUCCUCUCCUUCAACUAUUGAUCAAUUUUUGCGGUAUGUGCCGAUCCGGAUCUCUGAUGAGAUGAAUGCUAAUUUGAUGUUGGCUCCCAUAGAGUUGGAGGUGAAGCUAUUUUGCAGGCCCAGGAAGCUCGAUUGUUAUCUGGACUUUAUAUUUGUCGGGGAGCACCUUCUGUGUCUCAUCUUUUUUUUUGCUGAUGAUUCUAUUGUAUUUUGUGCUACUGAUUCAACGGAAGUUGGUGUGUUGAAACGCAUUUUGAAUGAUUAUGAAUGGGCCUCUAGGCAACAGGUGAAUUUUAGUAAAUCCUCCAUUUUUUUCUCACGUAAUGUUCCCAUGCCAUUGAGGCGAUCUUUUAGUCAUGCUUUAGGCUUGCCGUUGUCGGGGUUUCAUAGUCGAUAUCUUGGGGUGCCGGCCAUUUUGGGCCGCUCCAAGAGGGAUGUGUUUCAAUUCCUUCUGACUAACAUUCAGGACCGGUUAUCUUUUUGGAAAGCGAAAGCUAUGUCUACGGGUGGGGAAGCGGUGUUAAUUAAGGCAGUGUUGAGUGCUUUGCCUACAUAUGUUAUGUCUUCCUUUAAGCUUCCCAUUACGAUGUGUCAAGAUUUAAUGAAGUGUAUUCGCUCUUUUUGGUGGUGUUUUAAAAAUAAAUCUUGGGCAAUUCACUGGCUUCAUUGGAAAUUCUUGUGCCGGAGUAAAUCUUCAGGUGGUCUGGGGUUUCGCAAUUUGGAGACUUUCAAUUUGGCUCUUCUCUCUAAGCACGCUUGGCAUUUUCAGGUCCAUAAACAGGGAUUGUUGUAUCAGUUUUUCAAAGCAAAAUAUUUUCCUUCUUCGUCGUUCUUGGAGGCUCCUUUAGGUUAUAAUCCUUCUUGGGGAUGGCGUAGUAUUUGGUCUACUCAGGCCUUGUUAUGUCAGGGGGUCCGCUCGUUGAUUAGGAAUGGCCUUUCCACGGAUGUUUGGAAUGAUCAUUGGGUUCUUACGCUUCCUCACAAACUGCCACCACCCCGGGUUCCUGCUCCAUUUUCUUCUAUGGCAGAGUUGAUUGAUCCUGUUACGUCUUCAUGGAAGUUGGAUGUUUUGUCUCAAGUUUUCUCACCCACUAUAGUGCAGGAAAUUCUUAAAAUUCAUAUUAGUCAUUGGGAUAAACCGGAUGAGAUCAUUUGGUCUCCUGAGCGGUCGGGUAAGUUUUCUAUGCGUUCGGCUUAUCAAUUGGCUAUGUCCGGGGAUUCUUUUUUGGGGGUUGCUUCUCCUAUUGGUUCUUGGUCUUCUAUUUGGAGUUGCCGGAUACUGUCUAAGGUGUGGAAGUUAUCUCCGUUACGCUUUGAUUUUUCCGAUUUGUCUUUUUCUUCGUUCCGCGUAGGCUGGCGUUUUCCGGUGCAUAAGGCUAUGGUCUCAUCGGAUUUUGCGAAUGUUAUUAGCCUGAUUUCCUUUUGUGUCUGGGGUAUUUGGAAGGCCCGGAAUCGGUUGGUCUUUAAGGGGAUUUUAUGGCGGCCUAAGGUUGUGGUGCAAAAGGCUGUUGUUAGUUUUUGGGAGUUUCAUGAUGCUCGUUCCCUCUGCUCCUCAGUACAACCAUGGCUGGCUAGUAAAUUGGUGGAGUCGUGGAGUCCCCCUCCAUCGGGUGUUGUUAAGUGUAAUUUUGAUGCGGUUUUUUGUCGGCAGUCUUCGCAAGGGGGUGGCGCUGCUGUUUUUCGGGAUUCUCGGGGUGUAGUGCUUCGUGCGGUUAUUUUUCGUCCCUUCUCAGCUGCUUCAGCUUUAGAGGCGAAAGCGUUGGUCUGUCAGCGUGCGAUUCUUUGCGCUAUAGAUUUGCAUUUCUUUUCCUUAUGGUUUGAAUCAUAUGCUAAAGUUGUGGUGGACGGGGUGUUAUGUCAGUUGUCUUGCCCAUCAGAAAUUGCUUCUAUUUGUUUUGAUAUUGCUCGGGACUUGCGACGGUUUUUAUCUGCUCAGUUGACUCAUGUGCGUCGUCAGGGUAAUCGGGUGGUUCAUGCUUUGACUACUCUUUCGCGGUCUGGGGUUGUGUCGGAUAUGUGGUUGUCUUCUGUUCUUCUUUCUGUCAUCCCUUUUGUGGUGGCAGAGGGGGGGUCUUAG